AAUCCUCUCAUUUUCUUAUUAUUUUCAGCUUUUUUUUUACUAUCAAACAAAACUCUCUCUAUCUCUUUGAAAGUGGGCUCUCCGGUUUUACGCUGGUUGGCAGCUGAAACUGCUCAAUACUUCUCUCUCUUUCUCUUCCUUUAAAACCCAGACACCAACUCUUUCUCUUUUCCUUUCCUUUCUUUCUUAGCCAAAAGUGGAAAACAAUAACAAACAGUUCUUUUUUUUUUGUUCGGAGAAAUCCCAGAGGAGUUUGCAUGCAUUUAACCUGUUUUGAAGCUUAAAAAAAGAUUUUCAAUUUUUUUUUCCAAGCUUCGUGAUUAUCGUAGUUGUUUUUCUGAAAUGGAGCAGUUUUAAGUAACGGUUAAGGCAAAAAUACACCAGCUGAUUUUUGUUUGUUUCCUGAAGAAAUAGUUUUGGUUUCUAGUGUCAUUUUAGAGAAAGGAAAAAGUUUUUGAAGGUUAGACUUAUAGUUGUAGCAUAUAUAUAAGGAUAUUAAAUGGCAUCAGCAAGUAACUGGCUUUCAUUUUCACUAUCUACAAUGGAGAUGUUGAGGUCAUCAUCUGAGCCUCAGUUUGUGUCAUAUGAAGGAUCCUCUUCUGCUGUUUCUCCUCAUUACCUGAUCGAUAACUUCUAUGCUAAUGGCUGGACAAAUCCAAAACAUCAAGUGUUUUUUACAGAAGGAGAGGAGAACCAAAGCAACGAAGCUCAACCCCCAGCCAUGGCUGAUGAAUCCCCCAUUCUCACAAGCUUCCACCAACAAGCACCAAAGCUUGAAGACUUCCUUGGCGAUUCCUCAUCGAUUGUUCGAUAUUCAGAUAGCCAAACCGAAACCCAGGACUCAUCUUUAACCCAAAUCUAUGAUCACAGUGGCUCUGCUUACUUCAAUGAGCACCAAGAUCUCAAGGCAAUCACUGGGUUUCAAGCGUUUUCGACAAACUCUGGAUCGGAAGUCGAUGACUCGGCUUCGAUGGGUAGAACUCACUCGACUGCUGUUGAGUUUCCGGGUCACUCGAUUGAGUCAUCUGGUACCGAGUUGGGCUUCUCCAAUUGUCCUACCGCUGGUGCCUUGUCACUUGGGGUUAAUCAAAGUUGCGAAAACAAUAAUAAUAAGGCCAUUGUUUCGGUUGACUCAGAUUGCUCAAAGAAGAUUGCUGAUACUUUUGGUCAGCGAACGUCAAUUUACAGAGGAGUCACCAGACAUAGAUGGACAGGUAGAUAUGAAGCUCAUCUAUGGGAUAACAGCUGUAGGAGAGAGGGUCAAGCCAGAAAAGGGCGUCAAGUGUACUUGGGUGGCUAUGAUAAGGAAGAAAAGGCAGCUAGGGCUUAUGAUUUAGCUGCUCUAAAAUACUGGGGUCCCACAGCAACGACCAACUUCCUGAUUUCAAAUUAUUCAAAAGAGUUGGAGGAGAUGAAACAUAUGACCAAGCAAGAGUUUAUUGCAUCCUUGAGGAGGAAGAGUAGCGGAUUUUCAAGGGGAGCAUCAAUUUACAGAGGUGUUACAAGGCAUCAUCAACAGGGCCGAUGGCAAGCAAGGAUAGGCCGUGUUGCUGGAAACAAGGACCUAUAUCUAGGGACUUUUGCUACUGAAGAAGAGGCAGCAGAGGCAUAUGAUAUUGCGGCCAUCAAGUUUAGGGGUGUGAAUGCAGUAACCAACUUUGAGAUGAACCGGUACGAUGUUGAAGCCAUUGCCAAGAGUUCUCUUCCCAUUGGUGGUGCAGCAAAGCGGCUAAAGCUUUCACUUGAAACGGAGCAAAAACCAAUAGUAAACCAUGAGCAACAACCCCACAGCAGCUUCAACAGUAACAGUAUAAGUUCUGCCCCCAUGCAGCCAAUAUCUGCUAUUCCUUGCGGAAUCCCUUUCGACUCAGCAGCAGCGGCUGCAUUUUAUCAGCAGAAUCUCUACCACCACCUCCAGACUGCCAACAUCGGCAUCUCUGAUCCCCCAGGUUCUUCCUCAACAAUGGCAACCCCAAUGACUGUAAUGUCGCAGCCUGCAGCUGAGUUUUUCUUUUGGCCUCACCAGUCUUACUAAAACGACCAAAGCAGUCUAAAAAGGAUUAGUUUACAAUUCAGCUAACAGUAGUGGCAACAGGCGGCAUGCUUCCGGCCAGCUGGCCCCAUAUCUGACCAUCACAACCUGAUCUACCUCUUACCUUGGCAAGAGUAGGAUUUAAGGGAAGAGGUUUUUUGUUUUGAAGGCUAAAGGUUCUAGUUUUUAAAAUCAGGAAGCUGGAUUUUGUAAAAUAUCUUUAUUAUCUUUAUUAUCUUCAAAUGCUAAAGCUAAGACAUGUUGAAAUGGGCAAUCCAUUCCAUUUUCUUGCGAAUUUUAAUUUUUAAUAUUUCUUAUCUUCAAAUGUUGAAGAUAACUCAGCCGCUCCACCAAGCCCUGACGAGCCAUGCUAGACCCAGGCUCCAUCUUUUUCUUAAGAUCCUCCUCGAAAGCGUUCUAGUAGAAGCAAUAUGAAGACAAAAAAUUGGGCAAAGCUGAAGAAAUGGUAAGUCUCUGAAGGGGAUGAGGUAAAAGAAAAAUGUAAAGCAGCUGAAGUUGCAUGGUUUCCAACUUCUCUUCGCCUUUCGAUUUUGACUAUUUCUACCCUU
Messenger RNA from Durio zibethinus, 2601 nucleotides. RefSeq names its product AP2-like ethylene-responsive transcription factor AIL6. The record is from RefSeq and is a predicted model, not a curated record. Lineage: Eukaryota; Viridiplantae; Streptophyta; Magnoliopsida; Malvales; Malvaceae. Gene Ontology annotation, molecular function: DNA-binding transcription factor activity; DNA binding. Gene Ontology annotation, biological process: regulation of DNA-templated transcription.